This is a messenger RNA of Pollicipes pollicipes, 2469 nucleotides long. RefSeq lists its product as uncharacterized. Gene Ontology annotation, molecular function: calcium ion binding. The transcript has 11 exons. Gene Ontology annotation, cellular component: membrane. The record is from RefSeq and is a predicted model, not a curated record. NCBI's taxonomy places the organism in Eukaryota, Metazoa, Arthropoda, Thecostraca, Pollicipedomorpha, Pollicipedidae. The coding region runs from base 105 to 1166 and encodes 353 amino acids.
CCGCGACCCUCGCGGCGACGACGACGCCGACGCCAUGCACCCCGCUGUCAUUUGACCAGCGGCAGUACCAGGUGCAGACGACGGAGAGCCAUAUCGGCGUGCUGAUGGUGCUGGUGGCGGUGCCGCAGGCGCACGUCAUCGGCUACAACGUCCGCACCCCCGGGUUCAGCGCCACCCUGGUUCUUAACAACGUCACAGGAGUGAUGCAGAAAACCGUCAAAAUGCGUCACCAGAGGGUAGUGCUGCUGGUACAGGCCGUUACUGCUGGCACUGUUGAACGGAACUCUACUAACAGCACAGAUGUAGUACAAGCCGACGAAACUCUAAUCAUCGUGGAUAUCAUGGACGAAAAUGACUCGCCCCCUGUUCUGAACUGCCAUCCGUACGGCGAUUCCUGCGCCGAUUUGGUGAUGGGGUUCCCCUCGGCAGAAACGGCCACCUUACCGGCUCCUCUGCUCCGGCUGACCGCAACUGAUGAUGACACUGGAUCGUACGGCAUCGCCGGCAUCAAGUACUCGCUCAACUCGACUGCGUUCAGCGUGGAUCCGAGUGGGCUGCUCUACCUGGUGGACAAGCAGGAUGAACGCCAGGUGGUGGAGAUUGUUGCUGAGGACAACCUUGGCAACGCACCGUCAAACAGUGCCAAAGCUGAGCUGAUGGCGGUGCCAGUGGCGGACAAUCAGCUGUUCUUUGUCCGCACGAGCCGUCAGCUGACUGACGCAGCCGCCGUGACGUCACUGCUGGAGGAGAUCCGAAAGGCAGGCAGCUACAAAAUCGUCCAGUCCCUGGAGUUUCAAGCCUUGAACUACGUUGCGCAGACGACGGACGGGCGCCACGGGUCGUCUGGCACCGGAGGUCGGCUGUAUAUUUACGCAAUCCGCCGAGACGGCCGGGGACUGCACCAGGCGGUCGGCCUUGACGACUUUCGGCAGGCUAUCACAAAGAUGGCGUCGCCCAAAAGCGUCCAAUUCGUCGAAACCAGGGAGGAUCAAAAGCAUCGAGGUGACGACAGGCAGUCAGUCGUGACUGGGCUGGCUGUUGGCCUGGCUGUGGUGGGCGGCCUUCUUCUCAUCCUCAUCGUCGUCGUCGUCGUGCGCGAGCGGACACAUCGGCGGAACGGCGCCGAUAUCAGCGUCAGGGACGUGUCUCACUCGGCGGCGAUGUAGGCGCACGGUACGCAUCCCGUGGAAAGAUCGGAAGUGGGUCAAAGACGGAAUCAUCUGGAGCACCGUCCUCUGUCACAAUUGAGGAGAAUAUCACGGAGGAAAAAAUGUCGUGGUGAAAGGCGGAAAUUUUGCACGAUUUUGCGUGUGGCUUGCCAGGUGAUCCCGAUGAUGCACCCGGACGGUAAAUACAGAGAUUUCGCAAAGCGCGUCGAGAGAAAGGCCUAACUUCUCUGAGGCUGGAUUUCAGUCUCAGCCGACGCCGAGACUGGACCCCGGUCUCAGUCAUCGCUGAGACGGGACUCCGGUCUCAGUCAUCACUGAGACGGGACUCCGGUCUCAGUCAACACCGAGACUGGACUCCGGUCUCAGUCAACACUGAGACGGGACUCCGGUCUCAGUCAUCGCUGAGACGGGACUCCGGUCUCAGUCAUCACUGAGACGGGACUCCGGUCUCGGUCAACACUGAGACGGGACUCCGGUCUCAGUCAACACUGAGACGGGACUCCGGUCUCAGUCAUCACUGAGACGGGACUCCGGUCUCAGUCAACGCCGCGGCUGGACUCUAGCCUCAGCCAACACCGAAACUGACGCCGCAGCGUUCUACUCCGCGCCAGCUGCGCUGGAAUUACGUCAUCAUAUCUGGAAUACCUGCGGAAGUGUUUCGUCGUAUGCACUGUUGUGUUGGAUUCCCAUCGUGAAUCAUGAAAUAACGGUCCGAAAAUAUCACAUGUGUGUAAAUGCGAUGUCGAAUAUAUUUCGAAUGACGGAACGUCUAUCACGUAGUGCCGGAAACUAGCUACAAGUCUGUAAGAUGUCUGGCUUCACCAGUAACACGACUAUCCAAAUCGCCAUCAUAAAGGCACGUGCCAUCUCUUCAUUACUGUUCAGAUCCCGGGCUAAGCAGGCGAACAAGGGUUCAAAGAGCGGACAUGCGAUCAUACCAAUAGGCGACAUGUUGCAGUCUGCACAGGGAACAGACAGUGCCCGUGCGAGGCCAUCGAAGGAACUAACAGAACACUCAUACAGCCUCCGCCAAAGCUAUGGUCCAUUCUCUUUCACGCAGCGGCCUUUAGCUGGGCACCGUCGACCCCUGCGCGCCGCGCGAGGGGUGUCGGCUGUUGGACGGCCGACGUUAUGUCAGGUGGAGAACGUAGCGCCCCUCUACCCCCGGGUGGAGAACGUGGCGCCCCCCUCCCCCCUCCCCGGGUGGGCAACAUGGAGAACCCCUGCGGAUGGAGGACGUAAGUAUCUUAGUGCUCUCUCUCUCUCUCUCUCUCUCUCUCUCUCUCUCUCUCUCUCUCUC